GCCAAUCUCUCUCUCCUUUGUUUCUCUCUCCAAAAUCCAGAAAAGCCAUUGUUAUUUUGGUCUAAAAUAAUCAGACGCAGGCCUUUUAUAUCAUCACUCGUCUCGUAUAUCAUUUGAUCCAUCUAUUAUCCGUACACACUCUAAGAGACUGCUAGUGUAACUCCCACCGGGCUCUCCCUUAACCCUAUCACAAUAUUCCCUUCUCCAUUCCUACCUCUAAUUCUUUAAAUUGUCUAUUUUCCGUCCAACAUAUUUUUUAUAACUCACCGGCCGAUCUCCAUAUUUUCUUAGGUUUUCCGGAUGGUGGUAUCUUUCCCGUCCAUCAUCGGAACUAUAUUUUAGGGUUUUGGGGUUGAAAUUUAAAGAGGUUUUCUGUUUUUUUGAAGUUUGAUUUGAGUGAAUUAAAUGGAAGAUUACAGUCAUGAAAUGAGUGAAAAUAGUGGACGGAAUUUCACAUAUGUAACGUCAUCAAUUUUAGGACCAAAUAAUUCAUCAUCUACUUCACCAUCUUCUUCAUACGUGGGAAGAACAACAACAACACCAUUUUUUCAUAAUCAGUCUUGUUUUGAACAACAGCCUCCGGUUGUGAAGACCGAAGCCGAUACUCCUCAUCAUCAUCGGCAACAGCAUCAGCAACAACAUGAGCAUUUUUCAAGAUUUCACUACCCUCUACUUGGCGGGCGAGUCGACUCUCCGAUCCCGUGUUCUGUUCAUCCUCAUGACGACCAAGAUCAAGACGGUGUUGGUGGUGGUGAUCAACAUAUUCAUGGGAAUACCACAAGUAGUUGUGAUAAUCAUGAAGUUGAUACUAUUAAAGCCAAGAUCAUUUCUCAUCCUCAAUAUUCUAGCCUCUUGGAAGCUUACCUUGCUUGCCAAAAGGUGGGAGCUCCACCGGAGGUGGCAGCACGGCUUGCAGCGGCACAACAGGAGUUCGAAGCUAGGCAAAGAGCUUCCCUCUUAACUUGUAGAGACCCCUCCAAAGAUCCGGAACUAGACCAAUUUAUGGAAGCAUAUUACGAUAUGCUAGUGAAAUAUAGGGAGGAAUUAACGAGGCCAGUCCAAGAAGCUAUGGAUUUUAUGAAGAGAAUCGAAGCUCAGCUCAAUGUUAUCGGCAAUGGUCGUGUCACUGUCUUUUCUACAGCAGACGAUAAAUCUGAGGGGGUUGGUUCAUCAGAGGAAGAUCAAGAAAAUAGUGGUGGUGAAACAGAACUUUCUGAGAUAGAUCCUCGAGCUGAAGACCGAGAAUUGAAGAAUCACCUUCUGAAGAAAUACAGCGGUUACCUGAGUAGUUUAAAGCAGGAACUCUCUAAGAAGAAGAAGAAAGGUAAGCUUCCCAAAGAGGCUCGUCAAAAACUGCUCAGCUGGUGGGAGUUACACUACAAAUGGCCUUAUCCUUCUGAAUCGGAGAAAGUGGCGUUGGCAGAAGCAACUGGAUUGGACCAAAAACAGAUCAACAACUGGUUUAUAAACCAGAGAAAACGACACUGGAAACCAUCCGAAGACAUGCAGUUCAUGGUGAUGGAUGGCAUUCACCCCCACAAUCCAGCCCUCUACAUGGAUGGCCACUACAUGGGCGAUGGUCCUUACCGGUUCGGAACAUAACAAGCAUGCCUCUUUGGCCUCUCAUCUUAUAUUUUUACACGUAGCUCCUAUGUCCAAUAUAAGCUUUUAUUCAUGCUACAAAAUUACGGAUAGCGAUCAUGGCAUGAUCGACCACGUACAAUAUGCUUGUCCUAGCUAAAUUUCGCAUGAUUUUGUUUUGUUUGUGUAGUAAAUUGGUGCAUUGUGUGUAUCCAACUGUAUAAGAAUUAAGAAACUAGUCCAUGGCAAUUGUAACAACUUAGACAUAUAUUUUGCUAAUUCUUUUUCAAAUGGGACUUUGUAAUAAUGCAACUUGAACUAAAUUAAAUGUCUCAACCAUUUAUAAGCUAGAUAAGUGUGUUUUUUAAA
Molecule: messenger RNA, 1950 nt
Organism: Spinacia oleracea (spinach)
Lineage: Eukaryota; Viridiplantae; Streptophyta; Magnoliopsida; Caryophyllales; Amaranthaceae
Product: homeotic protein knotted-1
Exons: 5
Coding region: 406-1602 (398 amino acids)
Biological process (GO): regulation of DNA-templated transcription
Cellular component (GO): nucleus
Molecular function (GO): DNA-binding transcription factor activity, RNA polymerase II-specific; DNA binding
Source: RefSeq, a predicted model, not a curated record